This is a messenger RNA of Trachemys scripta elegans, 7498 nucleotides long. RefSeq names its product LRR binding FLII interacting protein 1 (gene LRRFIP1). Gene Ontology annotation, biological process: regulation of transcription by RNA polymerase II. Bases 589 to 4539 code for a protein of 1316 amino acids. Gene Ontology annotation, molecular function: DNA-binding transcription factor activity, RNA polymerase II-specific; RNA polymerase II cis-regulatory region sequence-specific DNA binding. The record is from RefSeq and is a predicted model, not a curated record. The transcript is spliced from 22 exons. NCBI's taxonomy places the organism in Eukaryota, Metazoa, Chordata, Testudines, Emydidae.
GUCCUGUGCCUAGGCAAGAGGAAAAAUCAGCUUGUCUGCCUUCCUCCACCUUUGGAGCCAGCUGCUCGCUUGCUGACUCAAGAACUGUAGUUACUGACAGGCGUGGAGCCGUAAACUAUUACUGUCCUGCAGUUCUCUUGAAGUAGGGUGGGGAGAGUAGGUGAAAACGUCGAUACAACUGUGAACUGAAAGAACUGAAAGUUUUUUGUGAGAGGAAGUCUGUGCUUGCGCUUGUGUUUUCUGAAGCGGUGAAGGAAAGAUUCCUUUAUUAAGCACACAGACUCAUUGUGUGCUCCCUAGAGCACCUAUGUGACUCGCCCUGUGUCUUGACCACUCCCCUAGGUGGACUUCUGUGUCAGCAGCGCAGGAUCUGCAUUCCACCGAUGACAGAACUUUGAGGAUUUUUGAGAGGUGGACAGUGUCCUCUUGUUUGUUUGGACAAACACUUGACAAGCUGGAUCAGAAAUACUUUCCUGGGAUGUUAAGUAAAUAAAGCAGAAGCCUAGCAAGUAGUAGGGUGGAUAUUUUGUUUCCCUUUUCGUGUAUGAAGUUCAAAGGCUCUGAAGUUAAAUAACAAACUUUGCAGCCAUGCAAACGGAAGCAGACUGCUUCAGUCCAGAAGCUCAGAAACUGGCUGAAGCAAGGCUCGCAGCAAAGCGAGCAGCACGAGCAGAAGCACGAGAGAUCCGAAUGAAAGAACUUGAGAGGCAGCAGAAGGAGAUCUAUCAGGUCCAAAAGAAAUAUUAUGGUCUGGAUACAAAGUGGGGUGACAUCGAGCAGUGGAUGGAAGACAGUGAGCGUUAUUCUCGUAGAUCCAGAAGAAAUGCCUCGGCUUCAGAUGAAGAUGAGCGCAUGUCAGUGGGUAGCCGUGGAAGCCUGAGGUCUGACUUGGAGUAUGCCAGCGCCUAUCCAGUGGCUGGAUUAGAGAAUGAGAGGACCAAAAAGAAGAACUCCAAAGCAACCAAUGGUUAUGAUGAAGACAUGUAUGGAUCAUCCCAGAGUAGAAAAUCUAGCAGGAGCUCCAACUACAGCGGGGAGAGCAGAAAAUCUACAAAGAAGUCAUCCAGGGAGGAGAAGUCGCCCUCCUUGCUGUACAGUGAUGUUCUGCCUGCCAGAAGUUACAGGGCGUCUCUGUAUGAUGAGAGCAUUUACAGUGGGAAUCGUCGAUAUAGUGCCUCUAGUUCUCGUGCUCCGUCGGAGUAUAGCUGCUACCUUGGCUCCGGAUCUCGGGCAUCUUCUAGAGCCAGCUCUGCUCGGGCAAGUCCAGUGGUUGAAGAAAGGCCAGAAAAAGACUUUGAGAAGGGAGCUCGUACUGUGUCAAGCUUAUCAGCAGCUACACUAGCCUCUCUGGGUGGAACUUCCUCCCGGAGAGGCAGUGGGGACACCUCCAUCUCCGUUGAUACUGAGGCAUCCAUUAGAGAAAUUAAGGAUAUCAAUGAGUUAAAGAACCAGAUUCAGGAUGUAGAAGGCAAAUACAUGCAGGGAUUGAAAGAAAUGAAGGACUCCCUAGCAGAAGUUGAAGAGAAAUAUAAAAAGGCUAUGGUGUCUAAUGCUCAACUAGACAAUGAGAAAACAAACUUCAUGUACCAAGUUGAUACCUUGAAGGAUGCAUUGUUAGAGUUAGAAGAACAGCUGGCAGAAUCCAGGAGGCAAUAUGAAGAGAAAAGCAAAGAAUUUGAGCGGGAAAAGCAUGCUCAUAGCAUAUUGCAGUUUCAGUUCACGGAAAUCAAGGAGACCCUGAAGCAAAGAGAAGAAAUGCUCGAGGAAAUCCGACAGCUGCAACAGAAACAGGAGAGCUAUAUCAGGGAAAUUUCUGAUCUUCAGGAGACGAUAGAGUGGAAAGACAAAAAAAUAGGGGCGUUAGAGAGGCAGAAAGAGUUCUUUGAUUCCAUAAGGAGUGAGCGGGAUGACCUCAGAGAUGAGGUGGUUGUGCUGAAGGAACAACUGAAGAAACACGGAAUAAUCCCAAACUUGGAAGUAGCCACCAAUGGAGAGGCUUUAGAUGGUCUCGAUAAUGAAGCACAUUCAGAUUCUACCAAGAUUACUCCAGGAGCGACUCAGACCCUACAGACAGCUGGGGAUGGGACACUAGGCAGAGCGAAUGAAGUGGAGAUGAAAGAUGAGAUUUUGGAGGAUGUGGGGAAAAGAGAAAUCUUGCAGAAUACUGAGCAUGAGGAACACAAAGAGGAGUCUGAGGAGCGGGAAAUUGUAAAGGAGUGUACGGAGAGAAAGACAUUGCAUGCUGAUGAAAAUACAGAGGCAGAGAAAACCAUGGAAGACAAUGAUGUCACAUCAACAGUGAUGUUAAGUAGUGGAUGUGAGGAACAAAUUCAAAGCCACACAGAACAUGUUUCAGGAAAUGUUUCUUCCACUGAAAAUAGUGAUGUAAUUGAGUUGAGAAAGGAAACAGAAUCAGGAGAUGAUAGCAUAGAAGCCCAACAGCUUGGUAGUAAGGAAUCUGAACAUAGUGAUUUAAAUCACUUGACUAAUGAGAAUUGGGAAACAGGUACACUGCAAAGUCAGGGUAUUGAGACUCCUCUGGGAAUACCUACUGACAUAGACACAGAGCAUGAAUCUGAAAGAGUUGCACAAGAGCAGAAAGUAAAACAAGAGGAUUUUACAAUUUGCCAGAGAGAAGACAGUAUUGAAAUAUUUCAGGAAGCUCUUGAUUUUGUGGUUAGCAGCCAUGCAUCAGCUUCUGAACAGUCAGGAUCACCAGAAGGUGCAAGAGCAGGUACAGGUAAUGAAGAAUCACAUGUGGAGGCUCACACUGAAAGUCUCUGUCAAGCAGAAGAAAGCACUGAAAAUGAGGUUAUGAGUAGCUUGGAGAAACAGCUUGAUGAAGAUGAAGGGUGCAUAGACAGAACAAUUAGUAAAGUAGGGAGUGGUAAAAAUGAGAGUGAUACAGCCAAAGAAGAAAAUAAGACUGGAAAUACAGUUCCGAGUCAGGGAAGGAAAGAAGUAGAUUCUGUGGAAGAGGAGGGAGAAGCAACAUGUGAAAGUGAGGUCACACCAGAUACAAUUGUAAACGAACAAAAGCCAGAUGAAACACAUACUCUAUCCACUUUUUCAAAGAGCGAUCUGAUAUUAGCGGAAGAGGAAGGAAAUAUGCAAGAUGAGGCAGAGAAUGAGAAGGAUAUUGCUGGGAAGGGACAAACAAAAGACAUAGGAAAGAUGGAAGAAUUGACAGGCAUGUUGGAUGUACAACCAGAUUCUGAAAACAAAAGGGUGGAAGAAGAGGAACCUGUGGCAUCCCUAGAUGAAUUUGCAGAGAUAAAAGAGGGUGUAUCGCAUCAGACAGGGCAGGACCAAGAUGUCAUGAAAGAGAGUCAAUCCCAAGAAACUAUUUUAGUUCCUUGUCCUAGCGAUCAUGAAAUUGAGGAGUCAAACACAGAAAUGUGGGAUGAAUCUAGGAAAGGAAAGGAAAGUAGAGGUGAGUUGAUGGAAGAUGAGAGAACACAGGUAGAAACCCAAACAAUUAAGUGCAGUGAAGAAAUAAAGAAUAAUCCAAUACAAGAAAAAGAGAAGACUGUAGAAAAUGAAAUGCAGAAAGUAGUUAAACAAGAGGAAGAUGAAUCUAGACAAGAAUUGACUCAAGAUGUCAGUGUAAUUAUUGAAGAGAAUGUUGAUGAUAAAGAGGCAUCAGUGGAAAGUAGCGAGAAGCUGGAUCUUCCAGACCAGCAGCAUGAUAGAUUUGUUUCCGAUGAUAGUUCAUUGCAGAAAAUCACAAAACUAUCACAGCAACUUAGUGAAUCCCUUGAAGGCAACACAAAGGAAAUGGAAGUUCAGAACGCUGUGUUAGAUGAUGCAUGUCAACUUAGCAGAAAAGAAGGGGAUACAAAACAGAUGGGAAAUGGGAAUGAGGAAGAUGAAAAUAAAGGAAUAGAAGAGCAGCAUGAAUUACAAGAAGUUAAGAAACAGGAAGUUGUUCCAGAUAUUGAGGAAGAUGCUGAUUACCUCAAGACACAGAAAGCAGAGCUGGAUGAGAAGCCCGAUGAACAAGUUGAGGUGGAGGGUCAAGAGGAGGAAAUAGUGGAAGAUGAUGGUAAAAAAAUUGAUUUUGAUGAUGAAUUAGGGCAGAUAUUAAAAGCUCCUGGAAAGCAUGAUGCUGAGGAAGUUACUACACAAACGUUGGAGGAAGUUAGGGAAAAGGAAAUAGUCACAGAAACUGCCAAAACAGAAAAAGGUGAAAAGGAGGAAACUCAUCAAAGCAGAACCCAGAGUGUAGAGAAUGAGGGCAUGAUUACUGAAGGCAAUGCUAGUAUCCAGCAGGAAAAAGGAAAGGGAACUGAAGAAGCUGGUCAUUUGCAAACUGAUGCAUCUCAGUCUGCAGCUCCAGAAAAAGCAUGUGAUCUGGUGGAGGACGAAACUGGAAAUGAAAAAGUGUUAGACAGCAAUGAUAUGGAAAAAAUAGCUGAUGGAUAUUCAUCAGAACAGGAGUUAGGAAAUGUAGGAAACACUAGGGAUGAAAGCAAAGAGGAUAUGCAAGCUAGUAGAAGGGGCAAGGGUAGAUCUAAAGAAGAUUGUAUGAUAUCAUGAGUUCAAAAUCUAGGACCCAAAUAAGUUACAUACCAUUCUAUCUGUUUCAGUACAAAAAUGCAUUUUGCACAAUAAAUCAGACUUUAGAAAUACUCUUUAAGUUUCUCUGAAUGCAAGUCUCAUAGUACAAUGUCAAUCUAUACAUAUGGGCAUCCUUCCAAGUUAGUUACUGCGAUACAUGUCCACCAGAGAUUAAACAUGUAGAUUUGUUUUAAAUCUCUCAGGUUUCAUAUUUUAUCACCAAAAGAACAAGCAGCACAAAUGUACUGUUCAGGUUCACGUCUAGUUAAAAUGCUUCUAAGGCAGAUCUCUCCUACCAAGAGACCUUAAAUACUGCUCUUAUUUUCUAGACUAGUUUUAAGUAAAUUAGAUGUUUUGAAUGUACUUAAAUACCUGCCAUACGUCUCUGUUAGGUACAUCACCACUUCAUGGUAACUAUCAUAAAGCAACUCUCAAGUAUUACAGCACUUCUUUGUGAAUACCUAAAGAUUCAGGAACCAAAUAUCACUGCUAAAAUUAAAAUAUAUAAAACCCCACUUUGUGUAUGAUUUUAGUAUGAACACAUUCCAAAGCAUGGUAUAUAAGAUAAACACACGAAAUGCCAAAAUAUUAGUUAGGUCACUGUGAAUCUGCUUAGUCUGCACACUUUCUUAAACUCUCUACUGUUCUUUCAAAGUAAAACUUGUUAGUCUUCUGAAAGGAAUAAGUGUAUACAUGUUUACUUAAUCUAGGCACUUUGCACCAGAAUAAGCCUUCUACAUCAUGUCUCUCACAUGUGCUUUUUUAUUGUUUUAGGACUGUUUUGGUACACACACUGUGUGUAGAUUUUCUGUCAAGUACAUUUUAUUGCAAAGUUAAUAGUAUGAUAAAAUAUCUAUUUUUCUUAGAGGAAAGUUUGUUUAAAUUGCAUUUCCUUAUUGCAUUGUCUUUUUUGCAAAAAUAUGGUUAUGAAAGAAUGUUUUCUUAUCUCAAUAUAUAUACUUUUUCCUUCCUCCUUGCCAGGAUGAAGUCAAUUUUGAAUGUCUUAAUCUUUUUGAAUGUCUUAAUCAGAUAAUUGGUAUUGCUCUUUGUACUAGUGCCCAUAUAGCCAAACCUGCCUUUUUGAAAAUCUCUCUCAACAGCUAGAUUGCUUGUGAUAGCCUGAAUAUAAACAGUAGAGAUGUAUGUCUUUUAUUUGCAAGUUUUAAACCAGCUGGGAAGAAAUGUGUUUUUUGCAAGAGGAAACAUUCUUUUAAACUUGUUUUAAGCAAUGAAAUCAAUGCACACUCAAGGUUUUGGGUGAUCUAUAGCAAGAUAUUGCUCGUAUUGCUGUUACAAAAUUAGUAGAGUGCAAAUAGAUUGAAAAGAUUCAAGAUGUAUAUCACAAAUGUACUGAGCUGUAUAUAAUUGAAAUAAACGUAUUUUAUACUUUAAAAUACCUGUCCAGAGCACUACUUGCAAACCUGCAUAAAAUUCAAUCUAAACUGAUGAGAUUCUAAAAGCUUUUUUUGUAAAAAGGCAUUGCUCAGUGGCUUUAUGUAUUGUAAUUUCCCUAAAUGUCUAAGUUCUUUCUUAUUGACAAUUUUUCCUCCAUGCUAUAGGUAGUAGAAUUAAUGUGAUUUAAUGAAACCUUGACCUCCACAUCCCAGGAAUUUCAUACGACAUUGCAUGAGUCAGUAAUUUUAAACCUACAGUGCCUUUUACAUGGCUUCCUUUCUGACACUGUGAUGGCAGCUUUGGUGCAGUUUCUGUGAAAAUGCGCAAUCCUUAAGAUUGAGGCCAAUAAAUGUUAAUAUUGGAAUAUAAUCGUUAUAAUAUUAAUUUGAUGAACUGCCACAGGUCUUCAAAGCACCUCUUAUUGUAUAGCACAGUUAACUAGUUUGAAGAUUUUUUCAUUGCUUGAAUCUCAAAUGGAAUAUAAAUAAAUGUGCUCAUUAGACUUUGUCAAUAAUUAGAAAGUCAUUUAUAAUUAGAUAUGUGUUAGAAUGAUGCCUAAUCCACUGAAGCAUAUACCAGCACUUGGUAUGUCUGGAGACAACUUGUUCAUAAGGAGAAAUGUAAUUUAAAUAUUUCUGACAUAAUUAUGGGGAAGUUAAUACUAGUUUUUCAGCGUGUACACAUCUGUAAGAACUUUUUAGAACAUUAGUACAGAGCCAGGGAAACAGAUACAAUGAUGACUCGUUUAAUAACUUGGUCAUAUUGUCGUCUUCUGUUUUUCCAAACUUGGGCCUUGUCUGCACUGGGUAUUUGUCAUGAUUUCAGCAUUCUGUGGCCAGCCAUCAAUGUAGCAGAGUUUUACUGGUGCAGCUGCCUCCGUGACUGGCCACCAAUUGCUGAAAUCAGGGCAAAUACCCAGUGUAGACAAGGCCUCUGAGUUCUUAGGUCACUUUCAGAUAUGAAUCUCCACUCAUUUUUGUAUGUAUGCUUUGAGUUAUGUGCACUGCAUGAGUGUGGUUCCAUGCAGGCAAAUCAUCUUGAAAAGAACCACAGAUAAUAGGGAAAAAUGGUUACUUACCAGUCCUCCAAGAUUACACAGAUGACACCCAGCAAAGUGUGUACUGGUAUAUAGGAAACAUGACUUCCCAUGUAAUAAUGCCAAAGAUUAGAAAGUAUGCAACUGAAAAUCAGAUUCUUUGGUGUGAUACUUCCAUAGUACAUAACAGCUCAUGCUUAUAGCUACGACUGCUUUUAGCUUUGGAGGUCCCCUGGUCAGUCCCAUAUGAUGGCAGUUGUCAGACAGACAAAGUAAUCGGAUGGUUUAAUUAUAGUGGACUUGAAUCCUCUUUCAGUCAACAAAAGCACAAAUUUGUGGAGGAAACUCAUUGAUUCUUUAAUGAAAUUCAUGUCAUGUCUGUAGUUUCUUUUGCAUGUGGGGCUAUUGAGUGAUCAGAGCUAGCCUUUGGGGCCCUCCAAAGCCAGUGGCCAACGGCUCCCGUUUAUCUGGGUAUCUAGCAAUGGCAGUGCUAUUCUCAGCUUUCAU